This is a messenger RNA of Phanerochaete carnosa HHB-10118-sp, 1535 nucleotides long. RefSeq lists its product as uncharacterized. Gene Ontology annotation, molecular function: hydrolase activity, acting on ester bonds. Gene Ontology annotation, cellular component: cytoplasm. The record is from RefSeq and is a predicted model, not a curated record. NCBI's taxonomy places the organism in Eukaryota, Fungi, Basidiomycota, Agaricomycetes, Polyporales, Phanerochaetaceae. The transcript has 12 exons. The coding region runs from base 197 to 1354 and encodes 385 amino acids.
GCGAAGCUCGUAAACAUAAUAGGAGGCAGCUCUUGCCACUAUGGGGCUGGCGAACGUGCGACGAUGCAGAGGACCUGAAAGACGUAAGCGCCUCGCCGGUGUAUAAAAUAGCUGGACACUCUCGGCAAACUUUUCCUGGUUGACUCGCCAACGCGUCGACAGUUGUGAAGCCAAUUAUCUAGCAGUUGUAUCUAGCAUGGCCUCGUCUAUCAAGGUCGAGAUACUCACAGGCCUGGCCUUAUUCGGCCUAGGAUGUCUCGCGGCACCGGCAAUGGAAUCUCGAAUUAUGUCCGUCCCUCCUACCCUUGACCCUUAUCUUACAAAGCCUCGUUUAACAUUCCGGCCUGACAACACCUUCAAAAUCACUAUCUUCUCGGACCUCCACUUUGGCGAGAACGCCUGGGACGCUUGGGGUCCUCAACAGGAUGUGAACAGCACUCGUCUUAUGAACUUGGUCCUCGCCAGCGAGAAACCAGAUUUCAUUGUGCUGAAUGGCGACCAGAUUACCGGCGAGAAUACUUUCAGAGAGAACUCCACGGUGUACAUUGACGAGAUACUGGCUCCUAUCAACGCAGCGAACAUUCCCUUCUGCUCCACACAAGGCAACCACGACAAUCAGAUUAACAUCACGCACCUGGAGGAGAUUCAGAGGGAGCUGAGCCACACUGCUCUGUCUUACACUCGUAUCUUCCCUUCCGGUGGCGAGUAUGCUCCGGGAACCUACUGGGUACCUGUCUAUGCCCACCAGAACGACUUCCAACCUGCGCUCAUCAUCUGGGCAUUCGACUCUCAGGGAGGUGUAUCGGAGGGUGCUAAUUCUACAGCCCUGCCGGAUUAUGUCGAGACAUCCAUCGCGAAUUGGAUACAGCAGGAAACUCAGCUAAUGGACGAAGUCUGGGGGCCGGCUGACCAAACUCGCGGUGCCCUGGCAUUUGUUCACAUUCCUCCGCAUGCUAUCCAAGCUGUGUGGGAGACCCUGAACAGCACGAUCAACCCUGGACUCGACGCGGACGCACUCGGACAAGGUUCGACGCAAGCCACUGCCGAUCCGUCGUCCGCCGGCAAAGACCAGCCGUUCUGGGAUGCACUGAACGCGAACGUUAAGAAUCUGCAUGCAGUCAUCUCCGGACAUGACCACGGUAACGAGUGGUGUGCUCGAGAACCGACUAAGAAUGUCAUCUUCUGUUUCGACAAGCACUCCGGGUAUGGAGGGUAUAGCUCUACCGGCUGGGGUCAUGGAGUACGCAACAUCGUCUUCUCUACACCCGACCCGUCCGUCGGCCCAGAAACCUGGAUUCGCAUGGAAUACGGAGAGACACACGCACGCAUCACUCUUGAUAAGAACUAUCAGUAGAUUCGUGUAUGUCGUCCACUUCGUAUUUGAGUCGUCGCAUGGGAGUUUCUGUACCAGACUGCUUCGACCCCAGCAGCAGCAUCACUCCAAGCACAUACCGUAGCUGUAUAUGUUCCAAAGAGCAGUCUUCACGACUCCUAUAGACUCUACAAGAUCGACAGUAAUCCUUAAAUUAACCUGG